CCGUCCAGUGUUGAUGUGUCGCAGAUUUUAAAAAGUGAGGCAGGCGGACGGCAUGAGUUUGAUAUGAAGGCAGCGAACGGGCUCAGCGGAAAAACUAGCACCCUCACUGGGAACCAGCGCCGGCCGUGACACUUUGAAGGAACUGUUAGUCUUUUUUUAGAGCUCUUGUGCAUUUUUUCUAGAAGUUUAUUUCUGCGCCUAGACAGAAACAAGUAGAUAAUCCAGUUGAGUCCUGUUUGGAACGUGCAAGGCAGCGCGCGGCGAUGGAGCUGUCAUCAAUAGGAGACCAAGUGUUUGCAGUUGAGUCAAUAACAAAGAAGAGAGUUAGAAAGGGUAACGUGGAGUAUCUACUGAAAUGGCAGGGAUGGCCCCCAAAGUACAGUACCUGGGAACCAGAGGACAAUAUUUUGGACCCUCGCCUGGUCUUGGCCUACGAAGAGAAUCAGGAGAAACUCAGAACUCUGGCCUAUCGCAGGAAAGGUCUCAGGCCCAGGAGGCUCAUGCUGCGGAAUGUCUUUGCCAUGGACCUCCGCAGUGCCCACAAGAUCACAGAGAAGCCCCCACCUCGCCUGCGCCUCUCCCUCACUCGGUCCACGAGCACAGAUGUGGACCAGGUGUACUGUCGCCCAAUCAGGAGGAGAAGGCAAAGGGUGAUCAGAGGCAGGAACUCUUCUAACAAACCACUCCAUCAGCAAAGGAAGAAAGUGGAGCCUAUGGAGGAGGACUGGGGAGGCACCAGCGGUGAGGAGAAGCCAGAGUCCGAAAGCGCCACUGAGGAUAGAUGUGAAGACAGUUCAUACGGUCAGUCAGAAUGCAGCUCGCCUCCAUUACUAGAGCGACAGGACUUGGACAUUGAGGUGGAGGAGAAGGCAGAUGCCCACCUGACAGCGGUACACACAGAAACAUGGGCCGACAAAUUAGAUGGAGGAACGUCUGAAACAUGUCAGAGACAAACACCUGCUUGCGACCAAUCAAAGGACAGCGACUCACCAUUUGAGGCCAGACCAGGAGAUGCGGUUUCCCAGGGCGACGGCACAGUCUGGGACAACAGUGAGAAAGGCGUGGAGGUGAUGUCGGAGUGUCCCAAAUUGGAGAGAAACAACACAACUUCAGUGAUAGUCAGGGUUCAUGGAAGUGUCAAGAUGGCAGGUGACACCACCACCGUCUGCUCCAUCACUGAGUCAAUGAAGGAGGAGGUUAAAGAUGGCAAUCAGACGAUUGCCAUGACAACACCAGACAGUCUGACUCCCCCUGAUGCAGCAGAACAUCCCAGGAAAGUGAUUGUGACACAUGUGACUAUAAACUCCCUGACGGUGACUUUUAAAGAAGCCAUGGAGGCUGAAGGCUUCUUUAAGGGCUAUUGAACGAACAGAAAUAAAAAUGGAGGGAUCAGAAUAACCAGAAUUAGACAGGCCACUCAUUUUGUACAUGUAGAUACUCACGUGUAAGAUAAUUUCACAUGUUUACAAAGCUACACUCAUUUCCUACAGACAUUAUUGCCUUUGAAUUUAAAAAGUGAGUGAUAAUUUUUUAUUAUUGUGGCUCAUUUAUUAGGCGUGAUAUGAAGCCUGAAGCCGCUCCAAAGUACUCGAAUUAUCCAUCACAGUCCAGCAGGCUUAAUGGAUCUCAGUGGCAGGUUUUAUUUGUAGGGCCACUGGGUUUAGUGAGAGCUGGAGACAGAUGGUGAGGCAGCAGCCUAAAACAACACAGAUGACACAACUAUACGGAUGCAGCUAUUUUUUCCAGUUGUCCUCAGUGCUUUCCAACAGGACGUCAGCCUCACUGUCAGAUCUCCUUUUUUUCUUUUUUCUUUUUUUACAAAUAACAUUUUGUAAAUAUGUUGCACUGGGUUUUUUUUUUUUUUUCUCGCUAACUGCAUGGCCUGCCAGUCUGUGCCACACAUGCACAAAGCUCUGUCCUGUGCUGUUUUGGAGAAGUUUAUUUCUGUAACAAAAGAAAUACAACAAAGAAAGAAGACUAACGGCUGCCGCUUAGAUGAAGUUCUGCAUUUCAAGGAGGAUGGAUGCACAAAAAGUGCAGCUGGUUGCUGUCUGUCCUUUAACUUUGCAAGUAUGAAAUGCUACUGGUUCUAUUUUUGUAUUACCAAUUGAUAAUCUACUCUUUUUAGUAGCCUUUGUGCAUAUCAAAAGAGGAGAUAUCAGUUUGUACUGCUGCUUUUACGCUACGUAGAUAAUGUGCAAACAGAAGCAAAUGUAUUUUAGAUCAAACUCUAGUGAGCUAUUAUUUAUUGCAUGUCACUUGUAUAAGCUAAACUAAUUUAUGUCACUUUCUGUGUCUGAAUCAAUCUCUCUCUGACAAAGAUCGAUUGUCAAACAUGUCUUCUCUCUAUAAAGUCAUUUUUAUCUGACUGCAUUUACAAUAAAUGUGUACUAAAAUAAA
Messenger RNA from Melanotaenia boesemani (Boeseman's rainbowfish), 2400 nucleotides. RefSeq names its product chromobox homolog 7a (gene cbx7a). NCBI's taxonomy places the organism in Eukaryota, Metazoa, Chordata, Actinopteri, Atheriniformes, Melanotaeniidae. Bases 264 to 1364 code for a protein of 366 amino acids. Gene Ontology annotation, biological process: negative regulation of transcription by RNA polymerase II. Gene Ontology annotation, cellular component: PRC1 complex. The transcript has 6 exons. The record is from RefSeq and is a predicted model, not a curated record.